CCCAGACAUGCUUUAUUCGUGGUGUGUUGUCUGGUUGAUGACGGCGACUCAAGUGGUGAUCGCCAUUACCUGGCCCUGGGACCAUGAGCGAAACGCAUAUGAGCCUUACCAAGUGGAAUGUCCCAGUUUCAGUCUUUUACGAGAAGCUAACAGCAUCUCUGAUAACGAAAAGGAGUACGUUCAGGCUCGGCAAAAGUACACCAAUGACAAGUUGGCGGGAUUUCUCGAAAACAUUGCCCAGCUCUCGGAUUUCAAUGCCUCACAGUUCAUUGAUCAGUACUCAAACUCCCACAAUAUCACCAUUGGUUUGGCAUUCAGUGGCGGUGGCUAUAGGGCCAUGUUGACAGGAGCCGGCGAGGUGUUGGCGAUGGAUGGGCGGUACACCAAUGCCAACAAAAAGGCUUUGGGGGGUCUUUUGGAUAGCUCGACCUACAUUGCCGGUCUUUCUGGUGGCAGCUGGUUGGUGGGCACCUUGGCCCUCAAUAACUGGAUCAGCGUGGACGACAUUUUAUCGGGCAAAUUAGAUAUCUGGAACUUGGAGGAUUCGGUGUUCAAUCCCAAUGGUCUUAACAUCUUUAAGACGGGACUGUACUACUCUGACAUUGGAACCAGUCUAAGUGCCAAAGAAGAGCAUUUUGAGACCACUUUGACCGAUCUCUGGGGUCGCAUGUUGGGGUACCAGUUCUUUACCACCGAUGGCGGCCAAAACCUAACCUGGUCGGGAAUCAGGAACUUAUCGAGUUUUGAAGACCAUACGAUGCCAUACCCAUUUGUGGUGGCCGAUUCCCGAAACCCCCAGGUCCGAACCAUCACCUUGAACUCAACCGUAUACGAGAUCACCCCGUAUGAGUUUGGCAGCUGGGAUCCCAGUGUCAGGAGUUUUGUCGAUACGCAGUAUAUUGGCACCAAUCUCGACAAUGGUCAACCCAAUCUGAGCAGCGAGUGCGUGGUGAACUUCGAUAACGGUGGAUUUGUGUUGGCUAGCUCGCUGACGAUAUUCAACCAGCUUUUGACCAAGGCCAAGGAUCAGAAACUCACCAAGUAUUUGUACGGAGCCAUUGAAAAGGUGAUGGGGUUGUUAAGUCUGACCGACAUUGACGUGGCCUUGUACGAGCCCAACCCUUUCUACCGCUCCGAGUACGCGGAUAACGAGGUUAUCACCGGGAACUCCACCAUGAACCUCGUGGAUGGAGGAGAAGACGAUCAGAACAUCCCCUUGUACCCUUUGGUACAACCAAAGCGGGGGGUGGAUGUGAUUCUUGCGUUCGAUAGCUCCAGCGACACGCCUACCGGGUGGCCCAACGGCUCGGCACUUAUUCAUACCUAUCGUCGUCAGUUUGGACACCAGGGAAAGGGAACCCCCAUUCCGUAUAUGCCUUCGUCAUACGAAGAGUUUCUUGACCAAGGACUCAAUGAGAGGCCAGUCUUCUUUGGGUGCAACGCUUCGGAGUUGGACCCGUUGGUGGAGUUGAGUGGUAACAAGGACAUCAACACCACUGAUGUGCCGUUGAUUGUAUACGUUCCUAAUAUCCACCAGUCGUACGACAGUAACACUUCUUCUUUCAAGUUGACAUACGAUGAGGACGAAAAGCUCGCGAUGAUUAAAAACGGGUUUGAAAUAGCGUCCCGGGGCAAUUUUUCCGAUGAUGGGAAAUGGGCGACGUGUGUGGGGUGUGCUGUGAUACGGAGAACUCAGGAGCGGUUUAACUUGAGCCAGUCUUCGGAGUGCCAGAAAUGCUUUGAAGACUACUGUUGGUUUCCCGAUAAAAGUGAUAUGGUGUACUCUGCGGUGGUGGAUUUCUCGCUGCUGGUUUCAGAUAGUGCUGAGAGCCUACAGACCAGUGAGUCCCUUGCCAGUUCCACCCGUGCUGGUGAUGCGAGUACAACCGGAGAGGGUGGAACCACCAGUUCCACUGGAACCAGCUUCAAGACCCCAACAAGCUCGGCUUCAAGAUCUCUGGACUCGGGUGCUAAUAUUCAAGUGCACUUUUCUCCACUAAUGCUUUUCUUAGUGUCGUUAGUAUAUACCGCCUUCUAAUAGAAUGGUUUUGCAGCCAUAAAU
Molecule: messenger RNA, 2062 nt
Organism: Yamadazyma tenuis ATCC 10573
Lineage: Eukaryota; Fungi; Ascomycota; Pichiomycetes; Serinales; Debaryomycetaceae
Gene: PLB5
Product: Plb5p
Biological process (GO): glycerophospholipid catabolic process
Cellular component (GO): extracellular region; plasma membrane; intracellular membrane-bounded organelle
Molecular function (GO): A2-type glycerophospholipase activity
Source: RefSeq, a predicted model, not a curated record